AUGCAGCCAUCCAGAUCCACAGGGACCCCAGGGAGCUUCUCACCCCUUCCUGGGGGGUCCAGUCCCGACCUGCCACGACCGAGACCACCACCACCAUCACGACGGCAAGAGUCGGCGACGUCGACGUCCACAGCCGACGACCUGAACAUACCCAAGGCCCGCGCCGCCGCCGCGCCGUCGCCCACGCCCAUCUACACCAGCUUCACCAACAACAGCAGCACCACCAGCCUACAAAACUUCUCACGACCUACCCUAUCCACCGCCGCCGCCGCCGCCGCCGCCGCCCGGUCCUACUCUCCCGCCACCGCAGAGACAAUAUCACGAAACGGGCCCUCACCCUUGACACUCCCGCCCUCGUCGUCGGCAACAUCCCCAGCAGCAUCAUCCACCUUUUCGUCAAGGGUCGUCUCCCACGCGCGCAAGAACUCGCAGAAUGCGGGCAUGUUUGAGCCUACUCUACCCUCAACCAGCACCUCGAACCUCUCCCAAGUCGUCGUCGGCUUGCAUCACCAGCCCUCUCCCAAAAUAAGCCCGACGCCUCCUCACAGGGAAAUGUCAGCGAGCCAAAUCGCCGCCCAAGCGGCAGUGAUGAGCCACCAGCAAAACCAGCAACAACAACAACAACAACAACAACAACAAAGAAACCAAUCCCCCCACAACCGCCAACGAUCAUCCACCCUACCAAUGCCAAACUCAUCAGAAACAGAACCACCACCCCCCCCAGCCAAAAGAGUAAGCGGCGGACCGACAACAAUGAACCCCCCACCACCACCACCAGUCCUUAGCCUCACCGAAGCGAGCGGUCCGAGAGAAAACGCCUUUGGGGGGCAGACAUAUCACAACGGGUUACUAGGAAAUCACACGCUCGCCGCAACAGCAGCAGCCAACCUCGUCUUUCCCCGAUCGGCGCAAACCUCCCCGGGUCUACAACAAUCCAGCAUGCCUCCUCCCCCUCCCCCAGCGAGCGAGAAACCCCCCAAGCCGGAAAAAUCCAAAGUCCCCAAACUCUUCUCCCGCCCCGUCAAAAUCGGCAGCAGCAAAAGCAGCUCCGACGUGAAGGAGAAGCCGCUGCCCAGUCCAGGCAAGGGGGGUCUGCCCCAUCCGUUUGCGGGGUUGCAGAGAGGAAACUUCAGCACCACGAGUCUGGAGUCGAUGACGACGACGAUGACGACGACGACGACGGGGGGGCAGCAGCAGGGGGGUGGGGGGUUGUACAGUCUGUCCAAUUCGAGUGUGGCGACGAUACGUCCUGCUGGUGAGGAGGGGAGCAAGGAAAAGGAAAAGGAGAAGAGGCACCAUUUCUUGUCGAGGCAGAAAAACAAGUUGAAGGAUGAGUAUCAUUUGCCAUUGAGCUCGGCGAUGAGUAAUUCGAGGCCUACGGAUCCGAGCGCGCCGAGUAGUUUGUAUAAUUUCAACAUACCGCAGAGUCCGAUGGCGGGAUCGGUUGGGGGGUUUAAGAGCGGGUUGGAUUUGAGGCACGGGGGACGGGCGUUGAGGGAGAAGAAGAAUAAGACUGCUGCGAGCGAGGAGAAGGGGGAUGAUGCUAGUAGUUCUGGGGUUGGGAGUGAGUGGCCUGGAGGAGGCGGGAGUGUUAUUUCGGGCGGGGGAGGAUCAGGGGGAGGGGGAGGAGGGUCGAGCAGUGUUACGGCGCCGAGUUUGUAUUUGAACGAGCCGUUUGACAGUCACAAGUACGGGCUGAACAACAUGACGCAUGAUGAUGCGUGGCCGUUUCUAAAGGCAAAGUUGUUGGUUGUGUUUGAGGCGGAGGAUUUGAGGUUGCCGGUGGAGGAUAUCAACCGGGUGGUGACGAUGCAUAUACAGUGGUGCCUGCUGAGGAGGAGUCCGAAUUUGAUCGUGGACGAUUUGAGGGAGCUGUUGACGACGGGGUUUUCGAGUUUGGAUCAGACGUUGAGGAAGACGCCGGAGGAUAAGCUGAUUCCGUUGCUGGUGGAGCUUUGGAUCUUCACUUUUACUGUGAUCCUGCCCUAUAUGCAGGCGGUUUUCUUGCCUCUGGAUCUGGAGUUUGCGGGGAAUGGGCCGUUGAUGACGGCGGAACAGGCGAGGGAUUUUUGGGGGGGUGUACCGACCUCUUCCACUACCAAGUCAUCACCUCCGGGGUCGGAACCGGCCGUCUCCCCGGCUUCGUCGGUGCUUGAGGUCAGGAGGUUGGUCCUCCUUGCUUUUAGGGAUAUUGUCAUACUGCCUCGGUACGACACCCUCAAGUCAAUGUUCUCUCGUCUGUCCCUCGAAUUCCUCCCCCAGAUUCUGGCGAGCAAUGCCCUCGCCUCCCCACCGCUGCCGAUUCCAAGCCCGGGAUUUCACAACCAGGGGAUUGCCUUCCAGCUGUCUGGCUCGCCAGGGGGUGGGGGUGGGAGUGAUGCCUACUUGGUGUCGAGCAGUUCGUUACCGACAGCGCUGAAGGGGAGUGCCCCGCUUGAUCCGGCGACUGCGUCUUACAAUUCCACCACCACCACCCUGUUUGGGGAGGGUUCCAUCGCUGGUAACCGCUCCCGCGCCAUAUCCAACGUUUCGUACGGAAGCGACGGCGCGGUAACGAAUCAGUUCUCGAGACCGUUCACACCCUCGAGCCUCAACGCGUUGGGUGUGGCGGGCGGGGUCGGGGCUGGGGUGGGCGGUGCGUCGGUUUUGUCUUCUGGUCUGGCGGCGAUGACGCAUGCACCGCCGCCGCCGUCCGGGGUUCAUCACAGUCUUAGGGAUCAGAAUGUGGAGGACAGUAAGCAGGUUACCGAGUUAGGGGGGAGGAUGUUGCAGUGUAUGUCUGUGUUGGCGUCGAUUGGGGUUGGGGGUGGGAUUGGGGAGGGGCAACAAGAAGAGGAAGAAGGGAACAGGAAGGUGGAGGAGUUGGGGAAGUUGUUGAAGUUGAAUUGGUUAGGGAGGGGGAGGACGGGGAGGAAUAGGAGGGGGUUGGUUGGGGGACGGGUGAAGAGGGGGGGGAUGGGGUUGGGGUUGGGGAUUGAGGGGGGGAUUAGGGAGGAAGGGGUUGUUGGGCGAGGUUGA
Messenger RNA from Podospora pseudocomata, 3018 nucleotides. RefSeq lists its product as uncharacterized. Gene Ontology annotation, biological process: TORC2 signaling. The transcript is spliced from 2 exons. Lineage: Eukaryota; Fungi; Ascomycota; Sordariomycetes; Sordariales; Podosporaceae. The record is from RefSeq and is a predicted model, not a curated record. Bases 1 to 3018 code for a protein of 1005 amino acids. Gene Ontology annotation, cellular component: TORC2 complex.